Messenger RNA from Ciona intestinalis (vase tunicate), 1030 nucleotides. Its product is annotated as peptide methionine sulfoxide reductase MsrB-like. Gene Ontology annotation, molecular function: peptide-methionine (R)-S-oxide reductase activity. Gene Ontology annotation, biological process: protein repair; response to oxidative stress. Gene Ontology annotation, cellular component: cytoplasm. NCBI's taxonomy places the organism in Eukaryota, Metazoa, Chordata, Ascidiacea, Phlebobranchia, Cionidae. The record is from RefSeq and is a predicted model, not a curated record.
UAUACAGUUGAUAAAAUGAAUAGUUUACGUUGUUUAACUUCAACAAGACAUUUGGUUAACAAAAUAUUGCUUUCCACCCCAACACAGAACAGUAAUUUCACAUUACCAACAUUCUUUUCCGGAAAACCUCAUCAAAAGUUUUAUUUUUCCCGCGAAUUCAGUAAAAAAGUUGAAAAAAUGGCGUUUUCACAAGAAGAGCUAAAGAAGAAACUGACUGAAGAGCAAUACCGUGUUACACAGGAAAAAGGGACAGAAGCCCCGUUCACAGGAGAAUACGACAAGCAUUUUAAACCUGGGGAAUAUAAGUGUAUUGUGUGUGGAGCUCCUUUGUUUAAAUCUGAUGAUAAAUUUGAUGCCGGGUGCGGUUGGCCUGCUUUCUCUGCAACUAAAGAUAAAACGGCUGUAGCCGAGCACGACGACUUGACUCUCGGGAUGAAAAGAACGGAAGUGACGUGCAGCAAAUGUCAAGCACACUUGGGCCAUGUAUUCAACGAUGGACCGAAACCAUCUGGCAUCAGAUACUGCAUCAAUAGUGCAUCACUUAAAUUUAAAAACUCAAAAUAAAAUCUAAAUUUCACAAUAUAUAUACCAUGACCACCAGUUACAGGUUGUGUAUAUUUUUUUACUGAAACCAGUUUUGUAAAAAUGUAACAAAGCUAUAACUACAACUCAGAGUUUCUGUUUGUAUUUCUACAUAAAGUAUUGAAUGUACAUAUAACAUAUUUGAUUGUGAAUACUGUGAUUCUUGUGAUAUUAUUUUGGUUGUGUUUCUUACUGAGUUAAAGCCAUUUAAAUUUUAAAAUCAUUAUUCAAAUUAUAUUAUAAAUCGCAUUUUCAUGACAAAUCUUUUUAAGUUAAACUUAAUUACUAUUUUGUUGUUGUUAUACAUGUCUUUAAAACAUUUGUAUAUAUAACCCAAGUCUAAUUACUAGUAUAGUACAAACUAUGUAAUAGCUACUGUAUUUUAUAUUCCUGGUGUUGGUAAAUAUUGCAUGUAUAAUUUAUAACCAGAACAUGUUGUGUAUUCUUA